Molecule: messenger RNA, 816 nt
Organism: Fraxinus pennsylvanica
Lineage: Eukaryota; Viridiplantae; Streptophyta; Magnoliopsida; Lamiales; Oleaceae
Source: the annotation of a GenBank genome assembly
AUGAGCACGGUCGAUAAGAUGCUGAUAAAGGGUAUCCGGAGUUUCGACCCGGAGAACAAGAACGUCAUCACGUUUUUUAAACCUUUGACUCUAAUCGUCGGCCCAAACGGCGCUGGCAAAACGACUAUUAUAGAGUGCUUAAAGGUUGCCUGCACUGGCGAAUUGCCCCCUAAUGCACGGUCUGGUCACAGUUUCAUUCAUGACCCCAAGGUGGCAGGGGAGACAGAGACAAAAGCCCAGAUAAAGCUUCGGUUUAAGACGGCAGCGGGUAAGGAUGUGCUGACCCAAAAGGCUACCAAGAUGGAGUACAAGGCCAUUGAGUCUGUGCUCCAGACAAUAAAUCCUCAUACUGGAGAGAAGGUUUGCCUAAGCUACCGAUGUGCUGAUAUGGACCGGGAAAUUCCUGCUCUUAUGGGGGUUUCUAAGGCUAUUCUUGAGAAUGUUAUUUUUGUUCAUCAAGAUGAGGCCAACUGGCCAUUACAAGAUCCUUCUACACUGAAAAAGAAGUUUGAUGACAUCUUCUCCGCUACUAGAUACACAAAGGCCUUGGAGGUUAUAAAAAAGCUUCACAAAGAUCAGGGUCAAGAGAUAAAGACAUAUAAGCUGAAACUGGAGAAUCUACAAACCUUGAAAGAUGCUGCAUACAAGCUUCGAGAAAGCAUUGUGCAAGAUCAAGAGAAAACAGAAACUUUAAAAAAUCAAAUGCAGGAGCUUGAGAGAGAGAUAAAAAAUGUGGAUGAAGCACGUUGCUUUUGGAACAGCAGAAACGCUAUCGAGAUCUUGCUGAGGAAAAUGAAGACACCGAUGAAGAAUUAA